Molecule: messenger RNA, 315 nt
Organism: Auanema sp. JU1783
Lineage: Eukaryota; Metazoa; Nematoda; Chromadorea; Rhabditida; Rhabditidae
Source: the annotation of a GenBank genome assembly
AUGAAUCCCGUAAACGUCAACAUUGGUGGUAAGCUAUUCUCAACAACUGAAGAAACUCUACUAAAAAUUCCUAAAAUCCUCUCUUAUGUAAAAGAUGGUAUUCCUAUUGAGACUCUCUUUAUUGACAGAGAUCCAGAAGUAUUCAAAUAUAUUUUGAAUUUCGUUCGUGAUAACCGUGUAAUUAUGCCAGAUGAUAAUCUAAUCACAGCUUUGUUAUAUCAAGAAGCAAAAUUCUAUGAAUUGGAUGCUCUUGUAACUCUCAUAGCGAAAAACCGACAAAAAAAUGCUGGAGGAUACUGUGACUUCAAAUUGUAA